CAUACUCCAUGGGGUACUGUCAUUUCGAGGCCUUGACAGUUACUGACUACAUAUAUGCUUGUGUUAACUGCGGUUACCAUCCCCCUGUGGUUAUUAUGGAUUUGCACAAGAAGGGUGUUUUUAGCAUGUCAGUGAGUGACCUCAAAGAGCCUCCACCUGAGUUUAGAGGGGAAGUUGACAUUGAGGAUUUCUGGAAAUCAGUCAAUCUUGAGAUGAUUGGUCGAGGAUUUGUUCCCAGCCGGACCAAAAAUCCAUUUGCUGUGCAACCUAGUUAUUCAAGGUGGGCUCCAUGGAUAGGACACAAAACUAGGAUGGAUCACACUGUACUGAACACAGAAUUUGCAAAAGUUGCAACAGCAAAGGUCACGUCAGCUGAAGCGCAAAUGAUGAAUGUGUCAGAAGACCGUCUCGUGGAUGAGCUGAUGAAGCAGAAGGUUGGUGUUGUCAGAAAACUCUGCAAGGCCUGCAAUAUUGACUCUAAAGGUUCUUGCAUGGAUCUCAUUUCAAGAUUGCGAGCAGAGAUGCAGAACAGACAGUCCUAUGACAAAAUGUUCCAGAAAAUUUGGGGAGCGUCAGGUGGUUGGUCAGUCAUCCUAUGCCCACAUGGUGUGGUGUAUAGCAUAAAGUUUAAUUUGAGAGCAGAGAGUCCCAGAGAUUUUGCGCACCUGCUGUUGUCAUGGAAGCACAUUCCUAAUGUUAGUAUAUAUGAUUUUGCACGAGGCUUGGCCACGCAUGGCAAUUUGCGUGUACCUACAGAUAUCCCGUUUCAUCCACAUGAAGGGAGACUUGCUGAGCCAACACCAGAAAGUAUCAGUUCAGCAAAGCAGGGCAAACUGAAGGUGUCUCUUCCUUGGCUGUUUGAGAAAACAGACAAUUCAAGUUCCAAAGGCCAUCCCAUAACUGGAUCAUCCGAGCACUACGUGUUGUAUGACAAAUUACAUGAAUCAAACACGAAAGACCCCCAGGAUGUACUCAGAAGAAUUAGCCUGGUCCCAGAGCUACAGGGUUGGCUGAAUAGUCAAAUUGCAGAGCAGUUUUUUGCAAGCUUGCGAAAAAACAACUAUUUCCUCAACAACAUGGCACCUUCAACGCACAUCUUCAUUAUGCGCAACAUUGUUCAUCACAAGAACACUUCCACAAACCAAAAGCUUCUGGAAGUACAGCUGCAACGUGGUCACAGACCUCAUGGUCUUGAAAAUAUCACCCUUUCUGACUUAGGACAAGCAAUUCUAGCCCAACAAGCCAGUGACAGAGAAACUGUUCAGCACCAUCCACAUCAGUUAAACCAGAAAGACUUUGAAAACUGUGGACCUCAAUGUGAAGUAUUCACUAAGUGUGAAAAUAUUGCAGCUUGUCGAGUGUCAUGGACUUUGGGAAGUCAUCCAGCUCAAAAAGAACUACUCAACUAUAUACUGGACAUUGAGAGACCAGGAAAUGAACUGAUUGUUCGAACCGCGAACACAGUCUUAACCCGUGCUGACUUUUGGACAUUGGGCUUGAACAGAGACAUGGAGUCCACUAUUGGAAAUAGUUGUUUUCAGUUGAUUGAAAGCAUUGCACAGUCAAAGGGCAAGAACAUUUACAUAGUUGACCUUUAUGUUGUACCAACAUGGCUGCCACCAAACAACUGUGAUCCAUUUUUGAGUCUGCCUGAUGAUGCUCACUUAAAAGACGCACUUGUGAUUCCAGUUUGGACACCAGGACACUACCAGUUGUGUGUACGUAUUCACACUGCAUUUGAGUGAUUAAAAAAAUGUGUUUUCUGUUUAUGACCAUAGUGCUUUGAUUUCAGUGUAUGCAAAACUGCAGUAAGUACCAAAUAGAUGUAAAUGUACACAUUUUAAAAUAACUUUUAAUGUGUUUUCAAUGUUUUUUUUUUUUUUUUUUUUGUCAAAUGUGAAAAUAGAAAAUGGCAGAUUGUGUUGUUUUUAAUGUAAUUAAGAAAAAUCAAUACUGUACAUUUUCUUUAGGUUUUGAAGCCAGUCCAGAAAGAAAUUCUCUUUUUUAGACUCUAAAUGCUAUGAGACACCACUUGGAUUUGGUGCCCAGAGAUACAAAGCUCUGUUGAGGUCUUUAGAUGAAUUUAUAUAAAAUGCGCGUUGCGCUUUUGUUCAGAAAUGGUCACGUUCAUAUGAACUGUCUCUACGUGGCAAGAUCAUCUUUUUUCAGAGAUUGUUCAGUUGUUGCUGUUUUCUUAAUUUCAUGAAGGUUUGUACUUGUUCUAAUAUAUUUCAGGUUUCUCAGACCUUUUUUGCAUCCGGAAUGACCUUUUAGAUUUAAACACCUUGUGUCAUUGUGAAGCUUAUGAUCUGAGAAAUCUAUAUGAA
Messenger RNA from Cyprinus carpio (common carp), 2327 nucleotides. Its product is annotated as HMG domain-containing protein 3-like. The record is from RefSeq and is a predicted model, not a curated record. The coding region runs from base 9 to 1745 and encodes 578 amino acids. The transcript has 11 exons. NCBI's taxonomy places the organism in Eukaryota, Metazoa, Chordata, Actinopteri, Cypriniformes, Cyprinidae.